Mycena citricolor is the source of this 459-nucleotide messenger RNA. The record is from the annotation of a GenBank genome assembly. NCBI's taxonomy places the organism in Eukaryota, Fungi, Basidiomycota, Agaricomycetes, Agaricales, Mycenaceae.
GAUUCCUUGGCAAUGUACCACGCGUUUGACGCGCUGCCGGUCCUCAUCAUCAUCAAUCACCCUCGGUUGCUUGACAGCCACGCACUGAUCAAUUGGGUGGUUGUUCCUGUUGUCGUUUCUGCCCAUUUUGGCUAUGAAUGGUGUAGAGUGUUCGACAGGAGGGGGGUGGCCGCCGGCGACCAGGACGACGGCGGCCUGCCGCUCUUUGAGCGAGUGCGGUAUAUUCCGCGAUGCCAUUAUCCAUAGAAACCUCGGGGUAACCCUCCCUCGGUGCAGCUUUGGAAAUCAUUAACGAUGUCGAUCGGCGGAAGCAUCAGAUCUCGAGAGUGUUCGUGACCUCGCUCGUCUACUCGUUGGGAUUUUACAUUUAGACAGUGGAUGUAUUUGCAUCGGGAGCGAACAUCGGAAAUGCGGUCGCUUGGAGACGUUGAGUAGCGCGGCGAUGAAUGUAUUGAGCUA